AUGGAUGCUUGGAACUAUAUCUGGAGGUCCAGAGGUAUCCUGCACCAGAGCUUCCUGUAUAAGGCGCUAGGAAUGUCCUUAGCAGCUUGUGAGGACCUGGUCCAUGUGAAAUCACAGAUUCAUACACUUCUGACCACAGAUUAUAUGGAAGCCCCUGAGAGACAGGGAGUCAUUUCCAUCCUCACAGUCUGUGCUGAGAGCCACUUGGACCUCGCCUUGAAUGCACUUCAGGAGUUUGGGGCUGCAAUGAGCAAGGUUAAGAUUUCUGGGUUCAUCAGCCACCUGAAGGACUACCGCCAUGGGACAAGAGGCAAGACUCGCAGCACCCUGAUGCUGACAUACAGCAACGUGACUGUCCAUGCUCCAAAAGAGCAGCUUCUCUCCCGAGUAGAGGCAGACAUCACAGGGAACGUCCUUCACCAUUACAGAACCAGUUGUCAGGACAUGUACCUAAAAUUAACCCUCAUCCAGAAUGUCACGGAGAUUAGCUGUGCCAUUUUGGAGACCAGAGACUCCCAGAAGUUCGAAUUCUCUUACAAACUGGAGCUCCUUGGCUCCAUGCUGAACUUCAUUAAAAAGGAACCACGGGAUACCUUGGCAUCUCCAGUUCGCUACAAGGCAAUUCUUGCCAUUGGACAUCUGAGGUAG
Dermochelys coriacea (leatherback sea turtle) is the source of this 648-nucleotide messenger RNA. RefSeq names its product maestro heat-like repeat-containing protein family member 2B. Lineage: Eukaryota; Metazoa; Chordata; Testudines; Dermochelyidae. The record is from RefSeq and is a predicted model, not a curated record. The transcript is spliced from 6 exons. Gene Ontology annotation, cellular component: cytoplasm. Bases 1 to 648 code for a protein of 215 amino acids.